Molecule: messenger RNA, 4981 nt
Organism: Daphnia magna
Lineage: Eukaryota; Metazoa; Arthropoda; Branchiopoda; Diplostraca; Daphniidae
Product: mucin-5AC
Exons: 14
Coding region: 535-4212 (1225 amino acids)
Biological process (GO): actin crosslink formation; actin filament bundle assembly; plasma membrane organization
Cellular component (GO): cytosol; nucleoplasm
Molecular function (GO): protein binding
Source: RefSeq, a predicted model, not a curated record
UUCUCUUCAGUUACGAACCAGCCGGGCAGCCGUCACCAUCAGUCCUAGACUCGCUCUCGUUCUCUCUCUCUCUCUUUUAUCUCUAACUAUUUCCAUCUAUUCCUAUACCUACUCUACAACUGUAUACAUUUUUAUCUUUUGAUCCCGUUCCUGUUUUUCUCUCACUCAACUUUUCGUGAUUGGAACGCUCGUUCAAUUCCUGGCCUCGCUCCUUGUUUGUUAACUUUUGGGUUCGUAUGUUGCCCAGUGGAAGUUGGGUUCGUAUAUCAUCAACCGGCAAGAAGUCAAAAGGUUUUGACAUUUCUCAGUGAUGUGUCUGCUGCUGGCGUUAACGCUUCGUUCAUUUCACGUUUAACAUUUGGAUUCACCCGGACACCUGCUUUACAUACGACUCGUUUUUGAUUAUAGACCUCGCUCUAUGCUCAGCGUGUGUGUGUGUGUGUGUGUGUGAAUCUUUAAGAAACGACUGUCACCGUUUCUAACUCUUUCACCACUGCAUUUUCCUACACGCCCCUGCCGUCAAAUCAACUGAAAAUGGAGCCGGAAGAAAUGGCCAAGAACGUCGACGCGUGUUACAAGAACAUUUUGGACAAAUUUAACCCAGGAGCCAGGCAACUGAUCAACGCUGGGAAAUCUUAUCUCAAGGCCUUACACGGAGCGGCAGCCGCAGCCAAAAUCUAUUUGGAAUCUUUGUCGCGGGUGGCGAAACAAGCUCAACAGGGAACCUGCGGCGGAACAGCUGACAUUGGAAUUGCAAUGCAGCAGAUGGUCGACGUCCAGCGAGAAAUUCAAAGCCAACAGCUCAAUACGCUAAAGGCUUUUUACGUUGACCUGAUCGUGCCCUUAGAAUCCAAUAUUGAAAAGGACACCAAAGUUGUACAGGCGGAUCACAAGAAGUUCAAUCAACAGUAUCGCAGCCAAUAUGAAGUAUACAGCAAAGCCAUGUCCCUGGUGAAGAAACACAGCAAAAAGAGCUCGUCCAAAUCGAAUCGUUCGUCAGCUUCUUACGACAAAGAGAUCAAGCAUUUACAGUCAAUGGAUGAAGAGAAAGCUAAGCUGGACGCAUUUUGCGAGCAAAGUUUAAAAGAGGCCAUCGCCCAAGAAAGGAAACGCUACGGUUUCGUGUUGGAACGCCAGACAUCGUUGUCGAAACACUUUUUAGCUCACUACGGCAAAGGAGCCGCUUUAUUGGAAAAACACCUGGACGGUUGGCAGGAAACGUCCAAAGCGCGAGAAGAACUGCCACCUUGCGUCGAGUUCCUUUUGGGCCAACAAAGCGGGAGCAACAACGAAAACCUUUACGCCCUGCCGCGGACGCCCGUUUUAACGUUAGAGGACGAAGUUGAUUUUUGUUCGGCUUCGCAGAUGCGUAAAUCUCACUCGAUAGAUACUUCCUACCUGUACGAGGAAGCUCAAUCGACGUUUGCUGAGGCCGUCAAUCCAAAAAUAAGCGCCAACCAAGGCCUGGCUUCUGCAGCUUCAGAUAGUCACGGCCGUCACGCGGGAGGAUCUACUAACCUUUGCAAAUCGAAAUCUGAAUUCAAUUUAGCAUUUGCUUCGCCUUCUCGUUCAGUGAGGAGCGGCUUCGGAACAACAACCAGACCGAAAUCUCUUGCGCUACCUGGCAGCACUAGAGGCACCGUGCGUGCUCUUUACGCCUAUCUUUCUAGUGGCGAGCAUCAAAUCAAUUUCCUUGAAGGCGAUUUGAUUUUGUUACUCGGAGACGAACCCGUUUCCUUCCAUUCGAACGCCAACGGGGAUCGCAAUAAAGGCUGGUACUACGGCGAGAAUGUUCGAACGGGAAAACGCGGAUGGUUCCCAUUGGCGUACACGGAACAGGUGAAAGACGCUGACGUCGAUUCUGGUCUUGGCUUGCGCUCGCAGUUUGAUUCGAGUCUUGCCAGCACCAGCCCCGUCGUGCUAGCGGCUAAUAAUGUAGACGCUGAAUCGACCACGUCCGGCAAUUCUUCCGCCUCCAAUUCCAGCGGUGGUGGUGUGCCGCACCUUAUCGCGCCAACAACAUCGUCCAUCGGCGGAUUGAAAAGCUCUUGCGCUCGUAACGCGCAAGCCAUCAACAAACAACAGCAGCAGAAUAACAAUGUGACCACCAUCAGGCCCAAUAGUCUUCUAUUAGGAGGCGAUCGUGCGCUAUUCAAUAAGGUUCCUGGUUUCAGUAAGCUUCGUAAGUCGCGUUCAGCGUUCGCCGAGCGCCUUCUCUUCCCUGCAACAACGCCCUCUGCGCCCAGUUGUCCAGCAGCGACACCGUCCGCCGCACCAGUUGCCUCCGCCGAGCACGACAGGCGGCCCUCCACCAGCGCCACCCCUGCCUCACCGUCUACUAUGAUGACGAUGUUGCCACUUUCGCAUUCCGCUUCAACACCUAAAAUGUUUAGCUCCUCCACAAUGAAUAACAUCUCCGCAUCCAGCAGCAAUUCACCUUUCAACACCCCUACCACUAGCGCCGCCGUCUUUUCUCCGACCAAGAAAGCACCCGCCCCUCCGCCGCGCAUCCAAACGACCCCGCUAUCCUCUUCAAUCCAGCAGCAUUCGCUCCUGUUAGGAAUGACCAACACAGCUGAUCUUAGCCUGCGGAGCAGCAGCGAUAGCGGCUUUGCCAACGAGCCAUCAGUUUCACUCGUCCAUCAACAACCUCCGUCGACUCUGCUGGAACAGCCCUCACCGCCUCCAGCUCCCGAAGUCGACUACUCGGACGAGGAGAGUCUCAAAUUUCCACCCAACCUGUCGCGUCAUUGGCUCUUGUACAGCUCAGCCGUGGACGUGAGCCAAAACAGCACAUGUAGCGCAUCGGAGGCCGUCGACUGGAGGCCGCGCAUCAACAGCAAGCGCUCGAAUGACGGCCGGAGAAAAGAAGAAACUCCUUUCUACUACAACGAAGGCCUUUCUAUGACACUCGAUCGACCGACGAAGACACGCCCUAACGUGGUCAACAUCACGGGCGCGACGAACGGAGGAAAACAGCAACCGAGCGCUAAUGAUUCUUCGACUUGUUCUCCGUCUACUGUUCAGACUAACAGCAAAAUUUCUAGUUACCCCCCCGUCUUGGGCUAUUUGGCAACGCUGACGCGCUGUAAAGCAUCGAAACAGUUGCGCCGACAUUGCCACGCUCAGAAAAGCGAACAGACUGCAAUUAGUCAAUUGGAGAAUGACAAAAAUCAAAGCCCAGGGCAGCAGAAUGAACAUCAACAAACGGCAGAUCGUUCGGGUGCUGUUCGACGUCUGUCGGGACUUUUCACGAAGAAUACAUCAUCGAACGGAUCGGUGGGAUCACGUGAUCCGGUCUCGACGGCGGCAACAACUAGCAGCAUGGCGACUGCCGCCAAGAUCAAAAACAAAUUAUCCGCAGCACCGGGCAUACUGAAAACAGCGCUGUUCCGCACCCGUUCAAAGGAUUCCUUCCUGGAUACGGCGCUGUUCUUCCAGGACGUUCAUCAACAACAGCCAUCAGUUGCUGCUGAGGUAACACCAUGGCAGCACAAGUCGUCCGUGCCCUGUUACGUCGGUUGGCGUCCCCCGAUGCCUUUACCCAAAAGUUGCCCAGCAACAGAACCCCGCCCACCAUCUCGAUUGAACUGCACUACUGUCCGGCGUCGAGUGACUCGAUCGGAGAGCCGCCGCUCUAAUUUGGGCUGGCGCAAAUAUGGAAGCGAGUCAGAUCUACUAGAUGCUGGAUCCAGCGAGUCUGGCUACAUGGCCAUCGACCGCUUUUUGCCACCGAAUUUGCCGUCUUGGCCGCCGACGUUGGCCCUAUUGAAUCCAUUUUAUACCGGCCGUCUAGAUAGAGGUACUGACCCAGGUAUUGAAGCGUCACCUUAUUCUCGAGCUGACUACGAUCGAUCGGGCAUCAUGCCGCACACCUUGCCUCGCAAAUUCCAGCCGGAUUGCUGGCUGCAUGCCUCUUCACCGUCGCUGCGAGUCCAGUUCAACCUGGACCAAUUAGACGAGACAUGCUCGCCGCUGGAGAUGGCCAGAAAGGCUACAAUCGUAGCGGGCGAAGAACAGCGUCAGAUGAAGGCCGAAUUCGAGGAAUACAGUUUGCGUUUGAAACAGCGUUUGCAAUUGGCUAAAUCAGGCAGUUCGCGCAGCUUGGAUCAGCUAUCCGACGAGGCUAGCGAUGGCCAGCGUUGCGAACCGUGGUACGAUCUGUGGGCACCCGAAAUUUCCGUCCGGCUCUGUGAAAUUGCUCAAUUGUAGUGGCCGGUUUAUGAAAUAGGAUAGAGCGAGAUACGCAAAUAAAAAAGGGGGAAAACGGAUGAAAUAGUUCUGCCUUUUUGGGGAAUGGCGUUUAUUAUUUGAUCACUUCGUUUUGAUACAUAUUUACUUACGCGUCAUAGUUGUGCGCAGCAAACACAGUCGGGCAGUCGGAAAAUGUGCGGUGUAGAUAUCCCAUUGUAGUUUGAGUUAAGGAGAGGAUUUCGUAGUGUAAAUAUAAUUAAAGCUUUUCGCUGGGGAGUGGCUAUAUCUAGUUUUCACAUUUUUCUCCCUCUUUUCCACCAUUUCAUCAACUUUUAUUCUGUAAACAUAAGCGAAAGUUUCUUCUGCGGAGUUUUUGCCUUUUUUUUUGUUUGUUUACCAUCUAUACACAUUAUCCUGUGACAUACACGCAGGAUGUUUUCAAUUGAAUUUUUCAUUCUUAUUUCUUAAAAAAAAAACAUAUAUUAUAUAUAUAUUGUAUAUCGCAAUUGGAAACAAUGAUGUACUGAUGUUUGUUUUUUGUUUUUUUUCUAUUGCCAUCUACAUCGUAGAAGAACCAUUAGAAAGAAACAGCUAAACAAUGUUUUAAGUGCGUGUUUUCACUAUUCUGAAUGGAGAGGAAAAGUAAUGUCUUGUGGCACGACUGUCUGGCCUGCUGUGAAUACGUUUACUUGUCAUACAUCAACUAUAAAUAUGUAUACACCAGCAAAAGAGUGUAUAGUAACCCAUUACUCAUGUAACACACUUUGUAAUAGAAGAAGGCGAUUUA